UUUGUCGCCGGUAGCGCGGCGAGGAACUGCAAGUUUCUUUUCCUUUGCUACCGUCCGUGUGUUCAGUCGCGACCCCUGUCAGUCGUCGGUGUAAUGAAACGCCUCUGCCUUGUACAAACGGAGAGUCAUUUUUGGUGAAAUGAAUUACCACAGCCUUCUCCUCAAUUCAAUGGACGGGCGUCUGUUGGCUGAAAAACGCUUCGUAAUAGCUCAGCAUUUUUUCGACGAUGUGUAUUUUUCUACAACAUUCAGAAGAUUCUUCACCAUCCAGCAUGACUUGCUUUUUAUGUUCCCUUGGUCAUCACUUUGAUAGGAUGUUGAUCAAGUGUUUCACUGUAUGGGGAACUGUCUUUGCAACAAGUCCUGCAGUUGUCCUCGGAAUUAUGCCAUGGAUUAUAAUAGGCACCAUGUUUGGAGCUACUCAAAUGGAGAUUACAACUGAUCCUAUUGAGCUAUGGGCAUCUCCUGACAGUCAGUCAAGAAUAGAGAAAGAUUACUUUGACAGCAGAUUUACUCCAUUUUAUAGAACAGAACAGAUUUACCUGAAAGCAGAGGACAUGGAAGAUAUUGUAUACAAUGAUUCUGGGGAAGAAGUGAUUUUUGGGCCCGUAUUUAAUAAAACAUUUCUGCAAGUAGCAAUUGAGCUUCAAGAAUCUAUAUCACAGAUUGGUCAAGGAACCGCCUAUGCUCUGAAUAAAAUAUGUUUUGCGCCUAUGGCUCUGCCUGGUGAAGAAGCCACUUUAGAUGAAUGUGUUGUACAAGCUAUUGGAGGGUUUUUUGAAAACAAACUGUCUGUUUUUAAUAGUUAUGGAGACGAGUAUCUUUAUCAUUUGAAUUCCUGUUUUCAAAAUUCUUAUGACAUUGAAUGUCUGGCACCAUAUGGGGGAAAUUUGGAGACUGCUCUACUGGUGGGAGGAUUUUUGCAAGAGGGCCCAAGUGAAUAUCGAAGAGGAAAUGCUCUAGUUUUAACAUUUCUUGUAAAAAACCAUGUCAACAAAACAUUACAGGAACCAGCAUUAGAGUGGGAAAAGCAGUACAUUGAAUUUAUGAAGAAUUGGAUUGAAAAUGAUAAACCAGAAUUUAUGUCAGUUGCCUUUUCCUCAGAAAGAUCAAUUGAAGAUGAACUAAAAAGGGUAUCAGAAGCAGAAGUAAUGACUAUUGUUAUCAGUUACCUUGUCAUGUUUGUCUAUAUAACUAUUGCCCUUGGUCGAGUUUCUUCAUUGAAAAGAUUGCUGAUUGACAGUAAGCUUACCCUAGGGUUCAGUGGAAUUGUCAUAGUAAUGCUGUCAGUGCUAACUGCUCUUGGCAUCUUCGCAUAUUCUGGAGUAGCAACAACAUUACUGGUCAUAGAGGUAAUACCUUUCCUUGUUCUUGCUGUUGGAGUUGACAACAUUUUUAUCAUGGUACAAACACAUCAAAGAGAAAGUCGACGUCCUGAUGAAUCUUAUGCACAACAUGUAGGACGCACCCUUGGGAAGGUUGGACCCAGCAUGCUUCUUACAACUCUCACAGAAUCAACCUGCUUUUUCCUUGGUGGUUUAUCAGACAUGCCAGCAGUUCGAGUAUUUUCUCUUUAUGCAGGAGUGGCAUUACUUAUAGAUUUUUUCUUACAAAUUACUUGUUUUGCCAGUUUGCUGGCUCUUGAUACUAAAAGACAAGAGGAAAAUCGCAUAGAUUUAUUUUGUUGCAUUCAGCAAUCAAAAGAUGAUGAUACGGAAAGUUCUGAAGGCUUUCUGUACAAUUUCAUGAAGAAUGUAUAUGCCAAAUUUCUCAUGCUCUGGCCAGUGAGAUGGGUUGUGUUGGUUUUCUUUGCUUUCCUGCUCUGUGGAAACAUUGCCCUGAUCCCUCAUUUGGAACCUGGUCUGGAUCAAAAGCUCUCCAUGCCGGAAGAUUCUUAUGUACUCCGUUACUUUGAGUAUAUGGAAGAUCUACUCUCCAUGGGACCAAACGUGUAUUUUGUUGUUAAAAAUGGACUUGACUUCAAAAAUAGAAGAAUUCAAAACAUCAUAUGUGGAGGACAAGGCUGUAAUUCAGAUUCUCUCAGCUCCCAAAUAUAUCGAGCAUCUGAAGUGCCAGAUAGUACAUAUAUAUUGAGACCAGCUUCAUCAUGGUUGGAUGAUUACUUUGAUUGGAUAAGUUUGGCUACAUGUUGCUCAGAAGAAUGUGGAGGUAAUGAAUGUGCUUGUUCAAAAACUUGGAAGCCAUCAGAAGAAGUCUUUCAGACUCGAAUAUCAGAUUUUCUGCUCCAUGCUCCCUCCACUGACUGUCCAAAAGGAGGUCUUGCAGCAUAUGGCGAAGCAGUGAAUUUUGUAACAACUGAUGAUGGUUUUUUUGAAGUACAAGAUACAUAUUUUAUGGCAUUUCACACAACAUUAAAGACAUCAGAAGACUAUUAUGAAGCAUUACGUUGGGCUCGGAAAAUUGCAGAUAAUCUCACAUACAUGCUGCAGGUUCAUUUGGGAAAUGAUGCUGUUGAAGUAUUUCCUUACAGUGUAUUUUAUGUAUUUUAUGAACAGUAUUUGGACAUAUGGGCAAACAGUUUGGAAUCACUUGGUUAUUCGUUGGUAGCUGUCAUGGUUGUUUCCUUCCUGUUCAUGGGAUUCAAUGUACUUUCUGCUUUAAUAGUAACCUUGACUGUAGCUAUGACAGUCAUUGAUAUUGCUGGAAUGAUGUAUUUGUGGGAUAUAACUUUGAAUGCUGUGAGCCUUGUCAAUCUUGUCAUGGCAGUAGGAAUCUCAGUUGAAUUUUGUAGUCACAUUGUACAUGCUUUUGCUCAGUCCUCAAAGAACACAAAAGAAGAACGUGUAACUGAGGCAUUGGCAACAAUGGGUAGUGCAGUUUUCUCAGGAAUCACAGUCACAAAAUUUCUAGGAAUUAUUGUCUUAGUGACAGCCAAGUCACAGAUAUUCCAAAUCUUUUAUUUCCGCAUGUAUCUGGGAAUUGUGAUAUUUGGAGCUGCCCAUGGACUCAUAUUUCUUCCUGUCCUUCUGAGUUACAUAGGACCAAGCAAAUGCUACAAAGAAAGAAACAAAAUAAAUUCUUCCAGAGAACCACUCAUUGAUACUAGCGCAAGGGCAAGAUCUGUUGAGGAAGGUGGGCAAUCGCCCUCGAGGCCACCUGCUGCAGAGCCGGAAGCUGAAUCACCAAUUUUAAGUGUAGAAGAACCAUCACAUUUGACUCCAUCUACUGUAGAACAGGGAGAUGAGCCAGCAAUUGUAAGUGUUGAAGAACCAUCACAUUCAAGAGCAUCUGCUGCAGCAGAAGAAGAUAAACCAUCAGACUUAAGUUCAUCUGCUCCAGAGACAGAGUGAUGAUUAUUCAGAUACUUCAUGUGUAGGGAACCCUCUUAAAAAUAAUGCUGCAUUGAAUUUUUAAAAUCAUUGUUUGCUUCAUUAAAAGCAUUCCUUAAAAACAUUUUUACUCUAUAAAUAAUUUAUGAAUCUGAAUCAUUUUUGUUUCCAA
Molecule: messenger RNA, 3462 nt
Organism: Gryllus bimaculatus (two-spotted cricket)
Lineage: Eukaryota; Metazoa; Arthropoda; Insecta; Orthoptera; Gryllidae
Source: the annotation of a GenBank genome assembly